Spea bombifrons (plains spadefoot toad) is the source of this 2106-nucleotide messenger RNA. RefSeq names its product acidic nuclear phosphoprotein 32 family member A (gene ANP32A). Gene Ontology annotation, molecular function: histone binding. NCBI's taxonomy places the organism in Eukaryota, Metazoa, Chordata, Amphibia, Anura, Pelobatidae. The record is from RefSeq and is a predicted model, not a curated record. The transcript has 7 exons. Gene Ontology annotation, biological process: regulation of apoptotic process. Gene Ontology annotation, cellular component: nucleus. Bases 241 to 960 code for a protein of 239 amino acids.
GCUCUGCGCGACGCUGGGCACUUCUGCCUGUCACAAACCCAUUGAAAGGCUCGUGGACGUGUGGCAAUUGGCUAUUCUCUGUUGGUCCUGUUUUACGAUUGGGGAGUUGAAGUGUCAGUCAAAGGAAAGGUUUCCGCCCACUGAGCCAGCAGGUUAGUGUUCACCGCGGUGCAGCGCAGGACCCGCGAAGCGCAGAGCCCGGAUUCGGGUACGGAAAGAAGGCGUUAAUACAUUGUGAGAAUGGAUAUGAAAAAGAGAAUUCACCUGGAGCUGCGAAACAGGACGCCGGCCGAUGUUAAAGAGCUUGUCUUGGAUAACUGCAGAUCCAAGGAGGGCAAAAUUGAAGGCCUGACUGAUGAAUUUGAAGAACUGGAAUUUCUGAGUACAAUUAACGUCUGCCUGAGCUCUGUCGCAAACUUACCAAAGUUAAACAAACUGAAAAAGCUGGAGCUGAGCGAUAACAACAUAUCAGGAGGACUGGAAGUGCUGGCAGAAAAAUGCCCAAACCUUACACAUCUCAACCUGAGCGGGAACAGUAUAAAGGAUUUAAGCACGAUAGAACCUCUGAAAAAGUUGGAGACCUUGAAAAGCUUGGACCUGUUUAAUUGCGAAGUCACCAAUCUCAAUGAUUAUCGAGAAAACGUCUUCAAGCUCCUCCCUCACCUCACUUACCUAGAUGGCUACGAUCGAGAUGACAAGGAGGCCCCAGAUUCUGAUGCAGAGGCUUAUGUUGAUGAUGAUGAUGACGACGAGGAAGACGAGGAAGACUAUGAUGAGGACGCCCCACCAGGAGAAGAGGGAGAGGAAGACGAGGAUGAAGAGGAGGAAGAGGAAGUGAGCGGUGAGGAGGAGGAGGAUGAGGACGCUUACAAAGAAGGAGAGGAAGACGAAGCUGAUGAGGAUGAUCGAGGACAAAAAAGGAAACGAGACACAGAGGAUGAGGGAGAUGAGGAGGACUAAGUUCCCAGGACACAGAAUUAUGUCUUGUGUUAAAGAAUGGCAGAUAUUGGAGGACUGGACCCCAAGACCCUUUCAGAAUCUCCUGUUGUAAUUUGACUGUUUAUACCUUGAAUUAUCCUUUGCUUUUUAUCUGAUAUGUAAGGUUGCUGUGUGCCAGACGCACCAUGCAAGGAGAUUCACACCUAGUAGUUCUACUAUUGCCCCUACACGUUUUCUUGGAUUUUUUGCUCCUGUGCAUUUAAUAUUUUUGAGGUUUUCUUUGUGUUUAGCGCAGAUUCCAUACAAUCCGAGUCAUGGUGUCAUUCUAAAACCCAUCGUGUUUUUUUAAAUAGAUGUAGUUUGACCUCGGUAACCACUUUACUGGGAAUGAUGAAAGUCUUAAAUAGUAAUUCAUACUAACCCCUUGUGAUGAAAUGUCCUGUAGGAUCUCUGGCAGAAAUGUAUCCAAAAUUAACAAACUAUUUGUUGGUGAAAGCAGUUGUACUGGGAAUCUACAUUUACUCGCUCUCUCCUUCUCCCUCUCUCCAAGCUGGCCGGUUCCAAACGCUGACUACUUUUAAAUUAAGCACCCCAAAUGUAAACGUGUAUAUUACACCGAAGGUGACUGCCUCCCCGAAUACAAAAACCCUAUUUGAUGCAGGUAAUUUAUGUAGUAGCAAGUCCUUCACAUACAUACGUGUGAGGAAGAAAAUCCAGACUAUCCUCACCCUAGUGAUAGAUUUUGGCUGGAUUGCAUUUAGUAGCCUGUAUCUUCGCAUCCAAGAUCCCUUGAAUAAACAAUACGAUCAUUGGCUUUAUACAUAAAGUAUAGAAAUCUGAAAGGAGUAUUCCGUGCUAUUAAGAUUUGGUAUAAUAUUUACUGCCCAGUCUGUAUGUCGAUCAAGCGAUAGGUUGGUGAUACUCAAUUAAGACAAAGAAUUAAAGCAGGCACAUUUCUCAUUAAAUCUGGUGACGUUUUUUUGACAUCCAUACAUUUCAUUGCCGCACUUUCAGAUUUAGUUUUCCUCUUGUCUCAUGCCAUUGUAAAUGUUUGGGUUUAUCCAGUAAUAACCUUUUUAAUUAAUUCUUACUGCCCCAGGAGAGCUGUACACUGCAAUUUCCGUCUGUCAUCGGUGAUUUUCAAUAAACCUGUUUUUAUACAUAUAA